AUGGUGCAUCCUGAUGAAUUCUUUCAGAGCCAAGAGGUCAUUGCGAGACACUUUUUGCCGAAACCGAGCGCUUUACGUCGCGAAUUGGUCGUGCCGUGGGAGUUUGAGCUGCCUACACCCAACCGUUCGAUUGUCAUUCCUGCGCUGAUUGCAGGACUACCAUACAAGAUACUGGAGCUACUGGGGAUCGAGUUAUCCGGAUGGCUGUUACUCGUGACGCCGAGAUUGCUGCUCUGCUGUCUGUCGUUUGCUUUUGACGUGAUACUGUACCAGAUUGUGGGUAAACGGAGCUCCCAUCACAAAGCCGAAGUUCGACGAGAGAAACAAGAGAAGGCUCUACUACUGUUUGCAAGCUCGUGGCCGACACUGGUGUUUCUCUGUCGACCCUUUUCCAAUACGCUCGAGUCGCUGGCACUCGCGCUGUGCUUUGCAACGUUGUUUCUUGUCAAUCCACAUCGACGGGUGCUGGGCGACGUCGUGCACGUGCAGACUUUUCUUCUUGGAAGUUUGUUGGCGGUGGGAUUUUUCACACGGUUUACGUUUCCAGUGUUUUUCUUUCCACUUGGGCUGGAGCUAGUACGACAGCAAGAUGCGCAGCUACUUCAAGCUGCGCGGAAGAAAGAGGGUGUGCUUGCGUUGUCGCUUGUCCAGCGCUUCGUAUCAACACUUGGUGUCUGCCUGCAAGGCUUUGUGGCCUUCUUGAUGUGGGCGAUCCUUUUCGUUGUCGUGGACACAUUGUACUACCGGCCGGAAGUGUUGAGCGAUGAAAGCAGCACGUCGCUGCUAAAGAACGUUGCGAGCAAUGCUGUGGUCGCACCGGUAAACAAUCUGCUGUACAACACCCAAUAUGGCAACUUGGAGCUCCACGGAGUGCAUCCGCGAGUCACGCACUUGGCCUUGAACGUGCCCAUGCUUUUUGGACCACUGUUUUUCAUCUUCCUGGUGUGUUGUAUCCGGUUUCCCGAUCGCACUUUUUUCGGGACUGCAUGCGUGGUCUUUCCGCUAGCAUGCUUGUCACUGGCACCGCAUCAGGAGCCAAGAUUCCUGCUGCCAGCCAUGGUUCCGCUGCAUAUUUUUGCUGUCUCGAGGGACAACAGGAGCGCGUCUUGCUUUCUGACUGAGCACAAGCUUGGAAUAUCGCUGUGGAUCGUGUUCAACUUCGUGUUAACGCUCUUCUUUGGCAUGUUGCAUCAAGGAGGCGUUGUACCACUGCUGCUGUCACUGUCCUCGAUUGGUUCAGCUUCAGUGGAGAACUCUACGACCGCUGCAAGCUGGCUGACGUCUUUUUGCAACUUUGAUGGAGCCGACAACGUUACCAUGGGGAUGCUUGGUUCAGUGCCGCUGGUGUUUGCAAAGACGUACAUGCCUCCGCGCUUCCUGCUAGCUGGGAUGACAGCAGCGCCUGCGUUUCAAGUGAUCGACCUUGCUGGAAAAAACACUGUGGAUGACGACCUCGCAGAGCUGUUGGGUGCCGAUAAAGCAGACCGGCUGUCAGAAGAGCAUCGGGCCACGGUCUUUAUGGUGCUGCCUGCAAGCGUCGACAUCAGGGACAUGGUAUCGGAAAGCUCCGUGUCAAUUCCGAGUAUGUCGAGAUUGGGUGGAUGUGGUCCGCACGUAUCGACCGAAGAUUUCGCUUUCGACAAGCCAUUUUCACUGGAGUUAUAUGCCGUGACACUGGCAUCAAGAACUUGGACGACUUUGUCUUGA
Peronospora matthiolae is the source of this 1707-nucleotide messenger RNA. The record is from the annotation of a GenBank genome assembly. NCBI's taxonomy places the organism in Eukaryota, Oomycota, Peronosporomycetes, Peronosporales, Peronosporaceae.